AUCAAAUACAGUCGUUGUUGAAACUGAAUUAAGAUUGUAUUUUAAAUCUUUCUUUUGUAAAAUGCAAACGUUUCUUGCUUAUACUGCCCCAUAAAACUUUUAAUGGGCCAUAUUUCGAAACGAACUAUUUUUAUUUUAAUUUUAUAGACCUAUUUUUGAAAACGAACGUUUAUUAAAAGAUCAUUCAUUCAGUGCAGUACAGCGAAAGGUGUACUUGAACAAUAAUAUAAAUGAACCGCCAACAAAAUUACUGCAUAAUCGCAUGAGUUUUAUUGCGGUUCAAGGCCUCCUAUUUGUUUUCAUCUGAUUACCUCACAACAGCAGCAUCUAAUUUAGUCAAUGGUGAUAGUUAAAUGAAAUAAAAUGUCCGUGGAACUAAGCGAAGUGGAAUACAAUUUAAUAAGUAAAAUCGCAAGAGAAAACGGCUUUAAUAACUUCGAAGUGAUUACCAAUAAAGGUGCAUUGAAAGGUGAUAAUUUUUCGGGUAUUUUAACCGUAGUUACUGUGAAAAAUGACAAGAACACGCUGGAAUUAAUAUUGAAAUCGGCGCUUCAAAGCGAAGUCUUUAGGAAAGCCGCCCCGCUUCGCGAAGCAUACUUGAGGGAAAUUUAUUUGUACGAAAAUAUAUUUAAUGCAUUUAAAAAAUACCAAGAAAGCCACAAUGUACCCGAUAUUUUUGACAAUCACGCAAAAAUGUAUGGAUCUUCGGUUGGUGAGUUAAACGAAUGUUUGGCGAUGGAAAAUUUAAAAACGACAGGAUACCAGCUCUGGAACAAACAAAAUCCGAUGAACACUGAACAUAUAACAACAAUUCUGAAAGGAUACGCAAAAUUCCACGGUACUGCAAUAGCAAUGAAACACAAGGAUCCAGAAUUGUACGAAACGUUAACCAAAGAAAUAUCGAGCGACAUAUGGGGAGAUCAAGAUUUCGAAGCUAAGAAAAUAAAAAUUGAAAUGUACAUUAAAAUGGGAAUGGAAGCAGCUAUAAAAAUCGUUGAAAAUGAACCUGCUUUAGUAGAGUUUCUUAAAAUCGCAGAGAAAAAAAUUUAUGAGUUAUUUUUAAUGAAAUUUCAAGAUCCUGAAUAUAAAGUUACGUUAAUUCAUGGUGACUGUUGGUGCAAUAACUUUAUGUUUAAAUAUAAAAGUGAAGAUAACACGACGCCUACAAGUUUAAGGAUUAUUGAUUGGCAAUUAGCACACGUCAAUUCUCCAGCUUAUGAUUACUGCUACUUUUUCCUAGCACACAGUACCAAAGAAGUUCUAGAAGACUAUAAGAGUUACUUGAAAUUAUAUCACGACGCUUUAUCGCAACAUCUUAAAAGUUUCGACUGUGAUCCAGACGAGGUGUUCCCAUAUUCCAGGUUUGAAAACCAUAUAAACCGCUACAUGGUAUUGGGAUUGUUUAUGUGUUUUUCGAUAUUGAAGAUAAUGUUGUGCGAUUCUGGAGAAGCUCCUGAUUUUGGAGAACUUAAAGAAGGUGAAGACAUGAUGGAGUCAUUUCAAUUUAAAUUUCAAAACUACGACGUUUACAAACAAAGGAUUAGAGAAUUAAUAGUUUUUGUAAAAGAACAGGAUUUUAUAUCAAAAUAAAAUUUUUGUACCUAUAUACCGUAAAAAGGGCUACUUGAAAACAGCGAAAUAACUUGAAAAUAAAUGCGUCAAUUUAUAAAACACGUGCUGCAGCUAAACCGUUUAUUUUAGACGCAAAAUAUAAAUACAUCAGUUGUAGAAUAAUCGUACGUAGAAGACUAUGGAGAUUGUUUUUAAUUUAAUUAUAAUAACAAGACAAGAACAUCGCUAAGUCCUAACCAUUAUUUCUAAUUUUAAAUAUUAUGUAUCUGAUACAACUCGCUUGUCAAGAACUGGUCUAACUAAAAAAAAACAAUUUUUCAGGAGGUCCGAUUAAAGUUUUUUCUUUUCCCUUCCUUUGAUAUCCGCUGCCUGCGUUAUCCGAUUGUUGAAAUAUUGAACGAAUUAUCACAAUCAUAGAACGUCCCUACAGAUUUCCAAAGGUUAUUCUCCGUCUCUAUACUAUUAUUAUUUUUUUUAUGAGUAAUUUAUGUUCCUUUCUUGAACCGAAAUAUUUCAGGUUUUUAAAAGAUUAUUUCAAUUAUUAAUAAUACAAAAAUUAAAAAAUUUCUUUAUUAAUUUUUAUGAAACAAGUAUAAAAAUAGGAAAGUAUCACUUAUCUGCGUAACUUCAAAUCCUUCAAAUCGUUGAGACUACUGAGACAUAAGUGAGAAAAAUCUAGAGCUCCUAUUCCGUCAAUCUCAAUCUUAGUGGUAAAUACAUCUUUCUUCAUACUAGGCAGGCACUUGUGGAUACAGUAAGCGUCUUCGUUAUUUAAAAAAAAAUCACAGCUCAUUAUAAAACAUGGCGUCUAUA
Messenger RNA from Psylliodes chrysocephalus, 2385 nucleotides. Lineage: Eukaryota; Metazoa; Arthropoda; Insecta; Coleoptera; Chrysomelidae. The record is from the annotation of a GenBank genome assembly.